UGCCCCAUCAUUGGUGUCAGUGGGGGGAGGAAUAGUGCCCCAUUGUUGGUGUCAGUGGGGGGAGGAAUAGUGCCCCAUUGUUGGUGUCAGUGGGGGGAGGAAUAGUGCCCCAUCGUUGGUGUCAGUGGGGGGGAAAUAG
Molecule: messenger RNA, 139 nt
Organism: Staurois parvus
Lineage: Eukaryota; Metazoa; Chordata; Amphibia; Anura; Ranidae
Source: the annotation of a GenBank genome assembly